Belonocnema kinseyi is the source of this 1988-nucleotide messenger RNA. Its product is annotated as centrosomal protein of 78 kDa-like. Lineage: Eukaryota; Metazoa; Arthropoda; Insecta; Hymenoptera; Cynipidae. The transcript is spliced from 5 exons. Gene Ontology annotation, cellular component: centrosome. The coding region runs from base 849 to 1955 and encodes 368 amino acids. Gene Ontology annotation, molecular function: protein binding. The record is from RefSeq and is a predicted model, not a curated record.
CGCAAUUAUCCCGCGUCUUCACCGUGAUUUCUUCCGGUGAGAAUUGCUGAACAUCCAAAAUCACCUGAAAACAAAACAGGAUUAAAACGAAAAAUAUUUUGCAAUUUUGUGGAGACCGCGUCGACCUCAAUGAUUGGUGGUCAAUUUUAAAUGGAAUUUCUCAGGAUCAAAGUCUUCCAAAAAUUCGCAUCUACAGUCGCUGCUACCAAAAAAAAGUUCGCAAACAGAUUAAUAGCGAAGAAAAGCUCGAAAAUUUUUGGUAAAGAUUUAUCAAAUUAAUUCAAAUUAGAUUAGAGUAGAUAAAGCUUUUGUUUCCAAAAAAUUGUCAAAAUCCAAUUUUGUUUUCAAAAAAUAGGACUUAGGUGAUAAAUAUACUCAUUAUGUUAGGAUGACCCUAAGAGUAGUUAAUGGAAAUGUAUCAAAGGUGGUGCGCUAUUUAUAAUUAUGGAUGCCUACUAAUAAUAAAUUACGUUAUUUUUUCAAAAUCAAAAAACAAAGAAAAAGUUUAAAAAAAAUAAAUUUUGGAAUUAAAUUCUCCUAUUGGUAGACAUCCAAAAACAUCAUAUAAAUUUAACCCUAUUUUAUCGAAAAAUCUGAACCAUUUACUGCCAAGAAAUUGUCAUUUUCAGCGGACCAUGGACUGGAUAAUUGGGCGCCAGUUUUUUCAAAGGCGAAAAAAAUGACAACGAAUAAAUGAUUAAUUUUCUGGUGAUAAUGGUAAAACACCUACGAUUUACAUCAAACGAUACAGGCGCAGAAAAGGGAGAAAAUUGUAUCCAGUUCUAUUUACGAAUUACUUGCUACGUUGCUUCGUGGGUGCCCUGGGCAAAAAUUUGACAGAUUCUUCAAUGCUGAGGAUUCUAAUUUUGGAUGGAAUUCCAUUAUCAAUUGAAUAUCUGGAGGUACUUUCCACUGGAUUAUCUUCCAAUGAAAAUUUGAGGACCUUAUCUUUGGCAAGGUGUAGGAUCGCCGAUGCAGGAUGCAGUUUGGUUCUUGAAUCUUUGGGAAACAAUAUUAAUCUUGGGAAGCUAAAUCUUACGAGCUGCAAUCUCACUGGGAAUAGUGGGUAUUCUCUUUCUGCAUUUUUAAAAAAAAGACAACUUUUAUUAGAAAGUGAAUGGGCUGAAUCUCCAGGAUCAAAUGAAAAUUCAAAAUUAGAAAAGGUUCGAGGCCUUCACACAUUAAUUUUGAAUCAAAAUCCAGAAUUUUCUGACUUUGGACUACGUCUAUUAAUUGACACUUUGAAACGAGAUUUCUGGCUCAAAGUUUUAAAAUUAAGGUCAUGUGGGCUCAGAGGCAAAGGAGAAGUUUUUGAAUUACUGAGGACGAAUUGUACAAUUAAAAAACUGGAUUUUCGUCAAAAUCAUAUUUCUUCAAAAAUCUCAGAAACUGUGAAAAAUUUGCUGAAGAAACGAAAAAAGAGAGGAGAUAGAAUAUCAAUGAAGAAAAGGCUGUUGACGAAGAAACAUAAUUUUAGUAGGGAAAUACAAUUGAGGAAGAGAUUAAUUAAAAGCUCAAGAAGGAACAAACGAAACCAUCACAAAAAUCGAAUUCCAAACAGGAAAAGGGAAAAGACUUACGGAAUCUGCAAAACUUCAAGGAGCGAUUUCAAUCAAAGGACCAAGUCCGUCAGCAGAAUUAAUACAAAAAUUGCACCGGAGAUCCGCAGCGAAGAUCGAAAAGCAAAGUUUGUAGAGUUAAAAUUACGUUUGUCAAAUAUUAUAGAAUAUAAUCAACAAUUGUCUCGGCAGUUAAAAGACAAUCGUGAAUUAAUUGCGAAAGAAAAUAAAUCUAGAAUAAAAAUCGAGAAAUGUUGCGAUAAAAUUGGACCUGAAAUUGCUAAAAUAAGUAGAGGAAUUUUGGUACAUGUGGAGAAAGAGGCAAAAAAAACUCGGGAAAUUUACUAUAAUGUUGACAAUUUUUUAAUGAAAACAAGUCUACGAUGUAAAAAAUAAAAUUCAAAAUAAAUUAUUAUAUUCUAUUGUACU